Synchytrium microbalum is the source of this 4779-nucleotide messenger RNA. RefSeq lists its product as uncharacterized. The record is from RefSeq and is a predicted model, not a curated record. The transcript has 18 exons. Bases 1 to 4779 code for a protein of 1592 amino acids. Gene Ontology annotation, biological process: autophagy of mitochondrion; protein localization to phagophore assembly site. NCBI's taxonomy places the organism in Eukaryota, Fungi, Chytridiomycota, Chytridiomycetes, Synchytriales, Synchytriaceae. Gene Ontology annotation, cellular component: autophagosome; phagophore assembly site. Gene Ontology annotation, molecular function: protein binding.
AUGAGCUUAUUACGAGAGGAAAGUGACGAUUCGGGUGAAGAAGAUGAUCACGAUCCAGCCACGUUCCUAGUCUCAUCAAGCAACAAUAACAAUCUGGAUGUGUCCCAAAAUCACAUUGCUUUUGGAUUGGGAGGACAGCAGCAGCAGAGAGGCCAACUAUUAUUGUCAACUUCUGCUCAAAAGAAUUCCAGCAUACAUUCUACAAUGACCAGCACGGGCAGCAACCUGGGCACUUAUCAGCCUCCUGACUUGAGUGCAUUGGAAUCAGGUGAAGAUGAUGACGACGACGACCAGGAUGAUGAUGAUCAUAAUAGUCAGAUUCGACAGCCUGGAUCUGCAAUCAUUGCUGCAGAUCCACCAUUUGCUAGGACACUACAAAGUAGCUUGGACGGACUACCUGCUCAAUGGCCCAGUACACAUACGGCAUCCGUUAUCGCAACAAACCCAUAUACUACCACCGCAACUGCUACUGCAAUCCUCUCGCACCAGCAGCAGCAACAGAUGCCGAUGAAUACAAACACUGUACCGUCAUCGUCAUCAUCUGCCACGACACAAUCCGCACAGUACCAAAAGUCAGGCUAUCAGCCUCCAAAGCUAUAUGACGACGACGAAGACGAAGACGACGACCACGGUGACAACCACGAUGAUCUAGAUCCAUCUGAUGACGGAUCUGUAUCGCCAUCCAUCAUGAUUGAAAUGGAACCAUUUGUGAAGAACAAGGAGGCUGAACGUGACUUGUCAAAGCACAAUAAUAAUAAUAAUAAUGACAGCAGUACCAAUAGUAAACGUGGUCGAGGACCAAAGUCACGGCAUCGUACUAGUGCUGAUCAUAAUAAUGCUGUGGGGAGAUCAUCGAUGGAUGAGGCUACUCAGGGUGCUUAUAAUGCUAAACAACGGGCUCAACGAAUAUGGACUAGUCAGAAGAAUCUGGAUGUCUUUUUGAAACGAGUUGCGUGUUUGAUCUAUGAUUAUUACAUUUCAAAGGGCGUAACCUGUAUAUUUCUUGCCAGGAUGACGAAUCUAAUAAUCGCUGCAUUCAUCGUUGGAUUCUCCACCUUUCUAUUCUAUUGUGUCGACCACUCGUUGAUACCAAAGAGUCACAGGAUGUCAGAGGUGCUGAAGGAUCAAUGCAUGUCAAGCCUGCCAGUAUUCACCAGCAUGUUUCUCUUCUUUUUCGUGAUUUGGUGGAUAUGGAUGCUGUGCAAGAUUAUGUUUGAAUUGCCAGCUCUGCUCGAGAUGCAGCAAUUCUUCAUUCAUGUCCUCGAGAUAUCUGAUAGAGAUCUACAACUUAUGCAGUGGCAAGACGUAGUCCCUCGCAUCGUCCGCUUGAAAACUCUACCAGGCUUCAACCCAAACCGCAUCCCAGCCAUAGAUCGACUCGACGCUCAUGCUCUCGCAAACCGUAUCUUCCGUGUCGACAACUAUAUGAUUGCCAUGUACAACAAGGAUAUCUUGGAUUUGUCGGUCCCGUUCCCAUUCCCGGUCCCGUAUAUCGGCAAACGACAGUUUUCGACCAAGAUUAUGGAAUGGAAUUUGAAUUAUUGUAUAUGGACUUGGGCUUUUGAUGAACGUGGUGCUAUACGGAAGAGGUUCUUGAGGGAUGUCAACAGGGCCAAGCUUGUAAAUGAAUUGAAGAGGAGGUUCGCCUAUGCUGCUCUUUUCAACCUCUUGAUUGGACCAUUUCUUUUCAUGUUUAUGAUUAUGCACUACUUUUUCAGAUACACUGAGGAAUACCAAAAGAACCCUGGCACAUUGACUACGCGUUCCUUCUCGCCUUUUGCUACAUGGAAGAUGAGAGAAUUCAACGAACCUCCUCAUCUCCUACAAGAGCGUUUGGCUGCAUCCUUCAAGACUGCCAUGAAGUAUAUGAACUCGUUUCCGAAAGAGUACAUUAUCAUCUCUGCACGAUUUGUGGGAUUCAUAGCUGGCUCAUUUGCAGCAGUAUUAGCAGCCUUGGCUCUACUGGACGAAGACUUUUUACUCGAGUUUCAGAUAACAGAAGGACAAACAGUCCUGUUCUAUAUUGGUGUCUUUGGUGGUAUUGCUGCGGUAGCUCGUGGAAUGAUUCCUGAAGAAUCGCAUGCAGCUUCACCCGAACCACUCUUUCGAGAGGUGGUUGAGUAUACACAUUACCUGCCUAAUGAGUGGAGGGGGAAGUUGCAUACUGAGGCGAUCAAGAACGAGUUUGGAGUCUUGUUUGAAUACAAGAUUGUGCUCUUCAUUCAUGAGAUACUGUCGGUGCUCUUUGCGCCCUUCAUUCUGUUCUUCUCAUUGCCUGCUUGUGCUGAGGGCAUUGUGGACUUUUUCAGAGAAUUCUCUGUGACGGUGGAUGCAUUAGGAAAUGUCUGCUCUUUCGCAGUGUUUGAUUUCAAGAGGCAUGGGAAUGUUAAGUAUGGAGCACCAUCAGAAAUGAGCAAUGAAUACUAUUUGUCAAAGGAAGGCAAAAUGGAGCAAUCUUUCUUGAAUUUUAAGGCCAACAAUCCAGAUUGGGAACCAAACACCGAUGGUUCCCAAUUCAUCGCCAACAUUGUAAAUAGACGUAACGAGUUGUCCGCUAGUAUGGCGAGACCACCUCUGGUACCGAAUCCUGGUAUCUUGCAUGAUGGAUUUGGAGGUGCUAGUACUAUGGGAUUGCCAAGAGCUUUUGGGUCUCCCCCUCGACUUCGUCGACCAUCACAUGUAAAAUUCGACAACCAAUCUUCCACUAGGCCAGGACCAGCCAACAUAUCGCCCAUGUCUAUACCGCAAUCCUCAUCAUCUCCCAACCACAAUAACAAUUACACUUCACCAAACAAUAACAACACACCACUAUCACAUCUCAGCUAUCCAAUGUAUACACCACCACAACAGCCACAACAACAGUAUGGUGGUCCAUCAGCAAUAGGAAUGUCAUACAUGGCUCAAUCCAUGUUUGCGUCAGAAAUGUCUGAUGGCAGACAAAAUAACGCUGCGUUUGGACUGUUUGGGUUGUUGGAGGCUGCUUAUGAGGCUAAUAGGACCUUGAAUCCACAAUUGUUUGCUGUAUGGAUAAUCGUCCCUGUAUUGACAAUCUUGGCAAUUGCUGGUGUGGCAUUAUUAUCAGCAUCAACCCAUGUAAACAGCAGCAAACGGACAGGCAAGAGUAUCAAACCAUCAGGCCAAAUGGAAGCUGUUACAGCUAUUUCGGACAAGGAUGAUGGACUGCCGAAUGAGCUAUGGGACAUUAUUCUAUCAAAGGCAUCUGUUAAAUCUCUCAGCAGACUCUCAAGGACCUGUAAAGAAAUGAACUCAAUCGCCGUCAAGUACUUGUAUCAGAAUCUGCCCCACGAGGAUUUCUAUACCUGUCUCUCGCGCCAUCGGUAUCCGAAAUCCGAGGAAUCCUGCAUUUUACUCAUGCUCAGGAAUCGAACGUCGAAACCCAACUCGUAUCAUCAAGACGUAUUCAAACAUGUUCGCAGUGUGAACAUGUAUAAGCUGUCUUUGCAUAUCUCGCGUGUCUUUGAAAAGGAAUAUCUCAAAGGUCGCAUCGACAAGGCUACAGAACGUAUUAUCCAAAUUGCUAUUGACUUGAUAAAAAAAUGCUAUCUAGCCACUGAUAUUGAAUGGGACAAGGAAUCGAUGCAUCGUACCCUACGCUACUACCCUUGUACAAUCAACUCACUGUAUUUGGACGACGCUAUAUUCGACCUGCCUGACUUUGCAGAGUUUAUGGCGAAGUCUCCUGCCAUCAAGCACCUAAGAUACAAUGGUGAAUCCCAUGGAUGUGCAGCAGCAGCAAGGUUUAUCAAGACGCAGCGGCUUGAAACCGUAUCUGUAGAGUCUGAUUAUAAGGAUAGUGGACCCACCUUGAUGGCCUUGGAGCACAGCAGCUCCCUCACUCUAACCGAAUUGACAUUAAAACAUCUAGAAGUAGACCAACCACACGAUAUUCGCCUUGUUAAGUAUAGGAAUUUGACCAAGUUGGAGUUGGAUCAUGUCCAGUUGUAUCCUACGUUCUUUACAGGAUUUGAAAGCACAACGGGCAAGCUCAAGACCCUGGAAUUGUCUUGUAUUGGAGACUUUAAUCCAUCCGAUAUUUGCAGUAUAAUCGAAGCCAGUCAUAAAACAGUCGAAAUCAUUUCGCUCACCCAUCCUGGCGCCGAACGAUUUAUAAAUGACGGAGAGCCUCUCCCUCCACAAGAUCAGACCGUAUAUAUGGAUCGCUCCAUAUUUCAGCACGACUUUGCCCGUUUGAAUACAGUAAAUAUGUCUGUAGGAGACGCCAAUCGUGGAGACUUUUGUAAUUUCGUGACGACUAGAGGCUACCAGCUCAAGGAUCUUCGUCUAUCUGAAUAUACGGAAGGCAAUACGUUCGAUGUUGAAGUUAUUAUAGAGCACUGUCAAAAUCUUAAAAAUCUGGAUCUUGAUAAUUUCGACCUUCCCAGUGAAAUCGUGGAAGCUCUAGUACGUAGAUUGACCUGUCUGAGGUCAUUGGUGUUAGAUCCCAAGAGUAGAAGUAUAUCAGCAAAUGCCAUUUUACAGGGAGCAGAAGCUCGUGCUAGAUCAUCCAGUCAACUACGUCUCGACUGUCGUCAUGGUGCUUUCAAUGUCAGUGGUGAGCUAAUCGAAUGGAUGAAGCCCAUUCAGAAAGGGGAGAGGUUUUCGAGGCUGGUGGAUAAAUUCAAGGAGAUUUUGGAAGGGAAUAACGUGGAGUGGUAUGGGGAUGAAUACAAUGUCUUCAAGGACAUGGACAAUAAUAAACUCAUCGUGCACUCAGAGUUUGACGACGAGGACUGGGGAGAAAUCGAACCCUCCGUGUAA